CCCACCCUGACGUUAAUAAACAGGUCGGAGAAAGGGGGGUUCCUCCUCCUCCUUGUAGCAGACCCUCUCAAUAUGUCUCUACUGGGUUUGUAACUUUCGCCUGACUUUGUCUUGACCUGGUGUCUGGGUCAAGAGGAGUGGGUGUUAGGGGACAGUGGUUUCCUAAGAGACGACAACAAACCACUUGGUAUUCUUAACUCUCACCAGCGUAAAAAAAACCCACACAGAUUAACACACGUACACCCCCCGCCCCCCUGGUCAUAACUACCACACCUUGACGGUAAAUAAAAACAAAAUUUGUGAUUCUGAACGUCUAAAAAAACAAAAAAAAAACAGUUAUAUUGAUGUUUAAUGAUGAUGAUCUGUAACUGAGGUUAAUGUAGUGGUGGUGAUGUGAUACACUAUACCAACCCUUAUAUACUGAAGGUGUUAGACGGAACGAGUACUGUGUAUGUGUGUGUGAGUGUGUCUGUGUGUACUAAGCCAUGUAUAUUGUGUAGAGAACAACGUGGGUAUCAACUUCUUCUAGUACACACAGCCAAGAAUUAAAAUGUGACCUGGAAAUUAUAUGUCACAAACUUACAAGUAUUUCAGUGUUACAGUAACGACAACUAAGUAAACGACUGAAUUCGUAUCAGAAAACAUUGUAAACAAAAAAUUGCAGUAUUAUGUAAACACGAAAAUCGUUUACGAAUGAUAAAAGUAGAGAAGUUGUUUAUAAGCAAGUUAACUCUACCCUGAAGUGACCAAACAAACACACGUAAACAAGGUCAUUAAAUCAACCAUGUGUGUGUGUGUGUGUGUGUAAACUGUUUAUAAUGACAGUUUACGUUACCAUUAGAGGCAGAAAAAAUAUGUAAAUAAAAAAAAAAAAAACCAACGAAGCAAAACAAAAAUAAAAAAAAGUGAAACGUAAGAGAACGUUGAAUAAAAAAACAGAGGAAGUAAGAAGAAAAUAAAUUACCAAGACACAUAAAGAUCAUUUCCUCAACCAAGAAGACAGGAUUUCCACCCAUAAGGAUCCGCUAAUUGGCCAGGACCCCGUUAUAGUGAUCAGGAUCAGCUGAUUGGCCAGGAGGACCCCGUUAUAGUGAUCUUGACAUCUGUUAAGACACACCUGCGUCCAUCACUUCAUUAACUCAGCUAUUGAUGUGAAAACCCUUGGAGAUAAUGGUUCUGGCGUACUGAACACCUGUGUCUGUCAUUAUCAACACCUGCAGCUGAACACAGGAGCCGACACCUGUACCUGGACGUGACUGCAGGUGUACGCUCAUUAAUCACGGCGUCACACCUGCUCGCCAAUCUUCAGGACGUAAAACAUCUGUUCGAUGCGUGAAACUCGUAUGAAGACGAAGUGGGGUAUGGAACAGGUGUACAGUGACCAAUAGGAACGUGAAACAGGUGUACAGUGACCAAUAGGAACGUGAAACACCUAUUUAGUUAUAAGAAAAUAAACCAACCAGAGUAAAUACAUAAGAAUUUGGGCCUUUGAUUGGUAGAGAGAAUAAUGUUCAACCAAUAAGAGAAUAGAAAGUAUAUAUAACAAAAUGAUAACUACCCGCACAAAGUAGAAUACUAUACUUUCACUAACAAAACGUUUCAACCUUUCUACUGGUGUACGAGUGUGAAAACUAAAUUUACUUUCUCCAACAAACAACAACAACAAAAUUUAAAUAUUCAUCGUAAACAAAACACCAGCGAAAAUAUACUACAUUCUCUAGCAAACAAUUGUAAACAAACAAACUGUUAAUUUAUAAAGAUUGACGUUGAGGAAGAAAGAGAAGAGACAAAGAAGAGAAUAAGAGAAUAGAGGAAAAUUAACAAGAAAAACAGGUAUAGGAAUCACUGAGAAAGACAUAAUCAAGAAAACUAAGAAAGAGAAGAAAGAAGCAAGAGACAAUCAAGUAAAGUAAGCAAGAAAACAAUAAAAAUACCAACAACAUACAAGGAAAACAAGGAAAAAUAUCACCAAACAAGUAAACAAACUGACUUUUUCUUGGUAAACAAAAACAAUGAUAAUACCUUAAAAACAGUAUUAAAACAAACAAACAAUAAAAGAUACCGGGGAUAAGAAAGUAAGCAAGAAUAAAUAAACAAGAUAUACAAAAAAAUUCAAAAAAUAAAUUCGAAAAAAUAAGAAAAUAAAUCAGGGAAAAAUAAAUAAUAAAUUAAAUAGAAAAUCUAAAAAAAUAAUUAAGUAAAAGCAAAAAAUAAUAAUUCCCAAAAGACGAAAAAGUAAAAUAAACGAAAAUUUAACUAAUUAGCAAGAUAAAAAAUUAAAACACAGAUAAACAGACAAAUCAGGUAAAACAAACAAUCUUCUUCUGGCAGUCGUGUAAACAAUGCAAACAACAGUAGAUUGAUUAAUAAAAGUCAACAUUGCAUGAGAGAUCACGUUGCAAGGAAGAGGAGGAGAGAGAUAUUUGGUAACUGGGAGAAGGUGACUGACGCCAAGCUGUUGAAAAGACGAGAGACGAGAUUACCAGGAAAUAAGCAACGCCAUCUUUGGUCUUUUAGGACAGUCAGGCGAGUAAGUUCAAUCUCAGUAAAGGCAAAGCAACAACGUGAAGAUAGAUAUUGACACAAGCACAACAUAUAUCCCCUGCCUCCCCACUGUCUUGGUUAACCUCACGUGAAGAACUCCCUAGACGUGAAGACAAGGCAAAGAAAUACUCCAAAUAAUAUCUUGUACACAGAUUCCAACUCGUGUAAGAGGGAGGGAGAGAGAGAAUUUAAGAGACAUGACCACAGUACCUCCGUCUUCCCUUCGUCAGGUAUUUUCCUCUCUAUUACAAACAAUAUAGUCGACAGGUAAUGCUAGUGUUGACUCUGAAGGGGUAGGGAGAGAGAGAGGUCAGUACUCGCCUGUAAAUACAAGAGUAAGUCCUGCUGUGGAGCUUGACAGAAUAGAGAAAGGGAUCAACGUCCAGGGGCGAGUGUGGAACUGCAUACUUGAGAGAUUGGUGGACGCUGAACUGCAUUUAGAAUAGCACUGGUAAAAAUAGAAACAGCAUUUACAGCACACCAAGGCAGGAUACAGAGGGAGGACCUGUAUCUGCCUGAAGGUGACACAGGCAGGAUACAGGGGAGGACCUGGUAGGAUACAAGGGAGGACCUGUAUCUUCCUGAAGGUGGAACAAGGCCUAACACCAUCCCAUUCAGCGUCUUAACAUGAACAGUAAACAAGAUGACGUCGCGUGAGUGUGUGAAACAAAGUGACUCACAAAUGACGACCAACAGCCCACGAGUGUUCCCUGAGUGUGUUGUGGAGCGUCGGGGACAAACACACACUCAAACACGAAACUACAAGUGAGAGUUUCAAGGCGAUGAACAACUCAAAGGAACAUUAUAGAAAGUUCCAAGAUAAUGAAAAAAAUGUGGAGGAAUUUUACACUGGAAUUAUCAGACAAUGAAAUCUUAAGAGUGUCCCCGGGCAGAAUAAACUCGAGGGAUCUGUGUAUAAAACCUGCCAGAGUUGAAAGCUGUGUUGUAACAAUACUUAAAGUUGUAGAAGCAAACAUGAGGCACUGGGGAGAAAUAUACCCGAGACGGUAAGAGCAGGUUAACACGAGUGACGGAUAUAUCAGGUCAACAGGACUGAUAUAGGUGGGAUAAAUAUAUAAUCAAGGUCACUGGGCGUGUUGUGUCGUGUCGUGUCGUGUUGUGGUGAGAUUUAAGUGUGUAUGUGUGUGGUGUUCGUAGUAACUCUCGCCACAUGAGGGAGAGGAAACAGUGUUGACGUUUUCUCUCUCCUGGUGGUGAAGUUGUUCACGUGGAAAGAAUUAAAAAGUUAACUUAGAGCGAAGUGUGUCCACCUCUUGUGUGUGUUCGUGAGGCACUCAUGUACUGAAUACAGCCACAGCCGAAUCUAGUGGGUCAUAAGUGUAUUGACUCGUACUGCUGCUGUUGUCGGUCACUGGGACAAGAGUCUGACGUGACCAGUGGAAGGCAGUGAUGUGUUGACCAAGUUUACCGUAAAGAUGGCGUGGCCGUCACCAGGUAACGGAGGUGUGGCAGGUGUGAUGGCCACCUCCAGUCUGCUUCUCAACACAGCUGUGUCCACCACCAUCACCCCGGCAAACAUGACCUUCCUGGACACACCCAUGCUGGACAAAAACUCGAGUUUCCUGGACACGUGGGAGAACUGUACCCAGCCUUUAGGACACGUAGACUGGACGGACAUAGGGAUGCUGACCUCCCUCACGGUGCUGAUGGUGAUCAACGUCCUGGUGGUGGCUGGCAACUGUCUAGUCAUCCUGGCUGUAUUCCUCUCCAGUAAGCUUCGCACCGUCACCAACCUCUUCAUCGUCUCCCUGGCCGUCGCCGACCUCCUGCUGGGGAUGGCGGUGCUCCCCUUCAGCGUCACAGUGGAGGUGUUCGACACGUGGCUCUUCGGGAAGCUCUGGUGUUCAGUCUGGCUCGCCGUCGACGUCUGGAUGUCCACCGCCUCUAUACUGAACCUGUGCGUCAUCAGCCUCGACCGGUACGUGGCAGUGACGAGGCCGGUGUCGUACCCGUCGUUGAUGACGUCAUCGAGGGCCAAGCUGUUGAUCGCCUCCGUGUGGAUCACCUCCUUCGUCAUCUGCUUCCCGCCCCUUGUAGGCUGGAACGACCGCCACAAGAACCUGGUGUCGGCCUCCUCCCCCACGUCUGACGGAGGCACCGGGGAGGGAGGAGGAAGCCUGGACGACGAGGUCUCGUGCCACCUCUCGUGCGAGCUGACCAACGACGUGGGGUACGUGGUGUACUCCGCCCUGGGCUCCUUCUUCAUCCCCAUGUUAGUGAUGCUCUUCUUCUACUGGAAGAUCUACUGCGCCGCCGCCGAGACCACCAGAGCCAUCAACCAGGGCUUCAGGACCACCAGGAACAAAAAGAUCUUCGGCAGCCGUUUCCAGGAGGAGCGGCUGACGCUGAGGAUCCACCGAGGACGUAACUCUGUGCAGGAACACAACUCCCACCACCACCACAACUCGGCGGAGCGGCGCCACAACGGCCAGAGUAACAACCACCACCACCACAGGAAGAACAGUCCCAAGGGUAAAGUGAGCAGCAUCAAGAUGAAGAACUUAAGGCCGCAGCUCAUCAUGAAGUCCAGCAUCUCCCUCCCGCCUGACAUGAAGUACGACGGCAACAACUUCGCCCUGUCCGAGAGGUGCGACCUGUGUAACGCCCAGUGCUCCAGGGACCACAGUAACGUCGAGCUCCUCUCCGUCAGCAGGAACGACAACAGCAGUAAGACGGACUCCUGUUACACCGUCGACACCAACUUCUCAGAGAUAGAUUCUACGUCUCAGAGACUCCAACCUGGCGGUGGCGGCGUAGGCAGUGGCGGUGGCAGCGGUGGCGGUGGUGUUGGCAGUGGUGGCAGUGACGGCCUGACGCCAAGCUCAGAAUGCCCGCCACCCACUCCCUCAGGAUGGGGCGGCGGAACAUCAAGGUACAAGUGAAGAGGUUCAGGAUGGAGACCAAAGCCGCCAAGACGCUGGGGAUCAUCGUCGGGGUGUUCAUCCUGUGUUGGUUCCCCUUCUUCACCAUGUACCUGGUGAGGGGGUUCUGCCCCACCUGUAUACACCCGCUGCUCUUCUCCGU
Messenger RNA from Homarus americanus (American lobster), 5589 nucleotides. Its product is annotated as octopamine receptor Oamb-like. The transcript has 5 exons. Gene Ontology annotation, molecular function: G protein-coupled amine receptor activity. Bases 3981 to 5447 code for a protein of 488 amino acids. Gene Ontology annotation, cellular component: membrane. NCBI's taxonomy places the organism in Eukaryota, Metazoa, Arthropoda, Malacostraca, Decapoda, Nephropidae. The record is from RefSeq and is a predicted model, not a curated record. Gene Ontology annotation, biological process: adenylate cyclase-activating adrenergic receptor signaling pathway.